Adineta ricciae is the source of this 762-nucleotide messenger RNA. Lineage: Eukaryota; Metazoa; Rotifera; Eurotatoria; Adinetida; Adinetidae. The record is from the annotation of a GenBank genome assembly.
AUGCCACCGAAAAAAUCAUCACAGGCUGUCGUGGCCUCGCAAAUGUCAAUGAAUGUAAGUGAUUCGGACGACCCUGCCGAUCAUGACACGACUUUCGAUGAUGAUGCUAAUCUAAAACCAAUCGUUAUUAAACGACUCGAUUGGAUCAACACAGUACUUCGUCCAAUGGGUUGCGAUGGAAGAAAAGCGUUUCCUGCUGUACAUAAACAAGUUGCGAAAGCUUUGAAUGACACAUUCGGUUAUAAACUUGUUUCGGACGAAAAACAUGACGGUCGGUUAACAUAUAGUAUCAUAAAAAGCUAUAUCUUGGUCAAUGCAUUAAAACAAGGUCCACUCGAACGUCGACCAUUAACAAAUCCUAGUCAAAAUUCGAAAUACGCUCUAUUAAUGAUCAUUGUUGCUUGCUUAAAACGAGCAGGCGGUGAAAUGUCCGCAGUUGAUUUCUGGGCGAUACUCAGUGAAACACUUUCCAUUCGUAACGAAGAGUCAACACGGUUGGCAACAAAUCAACAUAAACUCUUCGGUGAUGUCCAAAAAUUAAUUCGAACAGAUUUUCCUAAAGAAGGCUAUCUAAUCUUCGACCAAGCAAAAGAUUUAACCGGUGAUACACAAACCACCACUCAAACUGUAAAACUCGGCUUUCGUGCUCAACAUGAAUUUCCUGAUGAAGCAAUAGAUGAAUUUAUUGAAAAAGUUGGAGAAUACGGAAUCGAAAGCGACACAGAGGAGAAUAAUAAUGAUGCCAUGGAAGAUGAUACUUAA